Triplophysa dalaica is the source of this 3055-nucleotide messenger RNA. RefSeq names its product tyrosine-protein kinase CSK. Bases 247 to 1599 code for a protein of 450 amino acids. The record is from RefSeq and is a predicted model, not a curated record. NCBI's taxonomy places the organism in Eukaryota, Metazoa, Chordata, Actinopteri, Cypriniformes, Nemacheilidae. Gene Ontology annotation, biological process: protein phosphorylation; regulation of Fc receptor mediated stimulatory signaling pathway; adherens junction organization. Gene Ontology annotation, molecular function: protein tyrosine kinase activity; ATP binding; protein binding. The transcript has 13 exons.
CCCCGCGACGCGACAUUUUUCAUCUUAUUUCAUUUCCUCUUCAUCUACAGGCCCGAUUUACACUGUCCGAUCUAAAAAACGGCAACACUGCAUGAUCGGAACUCACCAGACUGUAAUCGAACACGAGAGGUUUGAAGCCGAUUGUGGGAUAUUCGACAUCAGGCUCUGAUGCUGCUCAUCUGUGUCUCACACUCAUAGAAGACUCCAAUCCCCCCCAUCCCACCCCAACACACACACACACUCGACAUGUCUGCUAUACAGACAUCAUGGCCGCCCGGCACCGAGUGUGUGGCCAAGUAUAACUUCCAGGGCAGCACAGAGCAGGAUCUGCCCUUCUGUAAAGGAGACUUACUGACCAUCAUCGGUGUAACCAAGGACCCAAACUGGUACAAAGCAAAGAACAUAGUGGGCAGUGAGGGGACCAUCCCUGCAAACUACGUCCAGAAGAGAGAGGGAGUGAAAUCUGGAGGCAAACUGAGUCUCAUGCCGUGGUUUCACGGUAAGAUCACGCGAGAUCAGGCCGAGCGGCUGUUGUAUCCGCCGGAGACGGGUCUGUUUCUGGUGCGCGAGAGCACAAACUUCCCCGGCGACUACACACUGUGUGUGAGCUGUGAGGCCAAGGUGGAACAUUACCGCAUCAUCUAUCACAGCGGAAAACUCUCCAUCGAUGAGGAGGAAUACUUCGACAACCUCAUGCAGCUGGUGGAGCACUACACAAAAGACGCAGACGGUCUGUGCACACGCUUGAUCAGACCCAAACUGAUGGAGGGGACGGUUGCGGCGCAGGACGAGUUCUUCAGGAGUGGAUGGGCUCUGAACAGAAAAGAUCUGAAACUUCUGCAGAGUAUCGGUAAAGGAGAGUUUGGAGAUGUGAUGGUUGGAGAUUACCGCGGCUCAAAAGUGGCUGUGAAGUGCAUCAAACAUGACGCCACAGCUCAGGCGUUCAUCGCUGAAGCUUCAGUCAUGACUCAGAUGAGACACCCUAACCUGGUGCAGUUAUUGGGAGUGAUCGUGGAGGAGAGGGGCAGUCUGUACAUCGUCACAGAAUACAUGGCAAAGGGCAGUCUGGUGGAUUACCUGCGCUCGCGGGGUCGUACCGUGCUUGGGACCGACUGUCUUCUUAAAUUCUCUCUUCACGUGUGUGAGGCGAUGGAGUAUUUGGAGGCCAAUAACUUCGUUCACAGAGAUCUGGCGGCUCGUAACGUCCUGGUGUCCGACGACAACAUCGCAAAAGUGAGUGACUUCGGUUUGACCAAAGAAGCCUCGUCCACACAGGACACGGCCAAACUGCCGGUGAAAUGGACGUCACCGGAGGCUCUGCGUGAGAAGAGGUUUUCCACCAAAUCAGACGUCUGGAGUUUUGGAGUUCUGCUCUGGGAGAUCUUUUCCUUUGGCCGCGUGCCGUACCCAAGAAUCCCGCUGAAGGAGGUUGUGCCGCGGGUGGAGAAGGGAUAUAAGAUGGAUUCUCCUGACGGCUGUCCGGCCGCCGUCUAUGAUCUGAUGAAGCAGUGCUGGACACUGGACGCCGCCGGCCGACCCUCCUUCCUCAUGCUGCGUGAGAAACUGCAGCACAUCAGAACCAACGACCUGUAUCUGUGAGGGGCCGCGGGUGUCCGUCGGAGAGUAAAGAGGACCAGAGAAAAACUGUUGUGUCACACAACCAAACCUCUUACUGCGGAUCAACGUCCUCGAUCACGUGUGUGUGUGUGUGCGUAAGUGUUUGGAGAUGGACACACACUCUUCAUGAAUAUUCAUAUGAGCAGAGGAACACUCUCAUCGUGUGUGUGUGUGUGUGUGUGUGUGUGUGUGUGCGUGCGUGUGUGCGUCUCAUCUAAUUCUCCUCUCUGCUCGUAGCAUCAGUGAGGAUUGCGGGUCUUUUCCUCCUGUGUUUUCUCUUUAUAUUUUUCUAUAUUUUGCAGAAGUGAUUGUCAUGGGAACACGCAGCUCAUAUUUUACCCCAGACUGUUAUCAGUUAAAGCUCUUUUUUAACACCACUGUUGAUUUUUUGUCACUUGCUAGAUCAUAAAAGUAUCAACUAGUGUGAGAGACAGCACAACUAUGUCUAGAUUCUGAAUGUUGUAUGAAUAAAGAGGUGAUGAUGUGUUGAGCAUCAUGUGAUGAGAAUGAUAUGUUUGGCAUUUUAAGUCAUGAGAACUUUUCAUGAUCAAUCCAAAACAGUUUACAGGUGCAAGACACUCACUUUGCUUCAGGCACAAUCUAAUCUCUUUGUUUCUUUUGAUUUUGGGGUAAAUUGUGAGACGUGCACACACAUACACACACAGCUCUUCUUCUCUGCAUCUGUCGUCUUUUGUGUGUGUGUGUGUGUGCAUGUGUGUGUGUCUCUGUGUGUGCAUGCAUGUGCGUCUGUGUGUGUGUGCGCGCUUUGUCAAAGUGCCUGCUGGAGUCGUCAUGCAGUUCCUGUUUGUCUUACAUCACCUCUGCCGUACAAAAUCAAUGUUAAUAUUUUAGUUUUUUAAGGUCAGUCUUUUUUAAUGUUUAUAUUUGUUGACUCGUCAUGUCCAUUGAGACCGUGUGUGUGUUCACUGGCGUCAUGCUUAAGAAAAGCCUUGAGCGGGGAAACACACACAGACACACACACACACACACACACACUCCCGCAGCGCUUCAGAGGGGUCGCUCCAUCAGAACUCUUUACAUGUCGACCUGUUUUAUAUUUCAAGAACUGAAAACAUGAGAAGAGAAACAUGACAGAAUGAUCCAGAGUGUGAUGCAUGUUCAGAGAUUGGAAUAACAUGUCAGUUUAAUGUUCGUUGUUUUCAUAUUCUGCUAUGUUUAUGAAUAAUAAAUCAUUCCAACUGAAGGAGGUGGAGUCAAUACUGGUGGGCGGAGUCUGAUGAUGUGAAAGUGUGGUGUACUGAAGUGUUUCUGCUCUGUUGUGCAUGAAUCAUUUGUGAUCUUUUAUCAUCAUAACUUACUUCUGUUCUCUUACUUCUCGGUCAGUCGUCUGUUCUUCAGCUGUUCAACCAUCUGUCAUAUAGAGACAUUUUUCAACUAACCAUCAAUUCUGAUCUUAAUAAUAAAACCAAACCUGUCA